UAUGCUCAUGUUAAGUUUAAGUUUAUUUUACGUUCGUGCUACCCGUCAGUUGUAUGGUUCCAAUAUUAUUUGUUUUAUUUCUCUUAAUAUACUUCUUAUUGUAUGCUGAACGAGUUUACACUAAAUAUGUAUGUUUUUGUCCAUAAAUUGUGUAUUUGAUAUUUGAUGUGAUAAAAAUACUGUAUAAGUAGACUACAUUGCUGGUUUGUUAAAGAGUAUAGUUUAUGGGAGGGAUACACGGUUGUUGUGGAGGCCCGCGCGGCUGAUUUAGACAGACAGGAGAGUGAGGGUUAUGAAAGUGAGACGUCAGUGGAUUACCUAUCAAUUAUCAAAGCACCAGUGACGUGUCCGGUUGUUGGGGAUUCCACGCCAUAGUAUUUUCAACACAACUGACGCUGGCAAUGUUGUUGGAACGCUACAAUAAAUGUUGCAACACAUUGCUCGCCUGUGGAUUGCCCUAACGCUACAUUCCAACAACAGCCACAACCAUGUCCAAGACGGACGACCUUGAGCGCCGACGGAGACUACGAGGGACAGCCCGUGGAAAGCUAACAAGGAAGUGUAACCUACUCUCUGAGCAAGUGAAGCAGGGUAAGCCAUCUAGCAUUAUUCAGGAAUAUUAUGAGGAAGUAAAGGACGCUUUUCGUGAACUCGAGAGACGACACGAGGGGGUGAUGGACGCAUUAUGUGAGAGUGAUCAAGAAGAGGAGGACUUUAAUGUUAAACUUAAGAAUGAAGAACAGUAUAUAGUUCAGGCAGAAUUGUUGAAGACAGGUGCUUAUGAGACUUUAUUACAGCUAUGUAAAAAAGAAAAGGAGGCAGCCUUAACAGAUAGCACAACUAAGGUUAAGGUGAAGCCAAUAGAACCUCCUAAAUUUGAAGGUGACAUACGCCAAUACCAGACAUUUCGCAGCAACUAUGAUAAAAUAAUGACUGCCAAUUAUGGGAAAAAUGCAUUUGCCUUAAAACAGUGCUUAUCAGGUGAAGCGCUAAGUGUAGUACAUGGAGUAGAUGAUGAUUACGAGGAAAUGUUCCGUCGUCUUGACCAAAGAUAUGCUGAUCCAGUUAGAUUGACAGAUACUGUUAUCAACCAACUGAAAGAUUUAAAGCCAAUUGCUGAAGGCAAUACUGGUAAAUUCGUAGAAACCGUGGAAGUCAUAGAAAAGUGCUGGACUGACAUGAGUAAAAAUAAUUUAGAAGUACAGAUGUCCACUGUAAUUGUGAUAAGCUUAAUUGAGAAAAUACUUCCACCCCAACAAAAAAGAGAGUGGACUAAGAUCUACCAAAAUUUGUCAAAUAAAGUAAAUGCUUUUCCUGAGUUGUUAGAGUAUCUGAAGGAAGAAAAGAAUGUCCUUGAUUAUAUAGACAAAGAUGUUCGUAACAGGUCACAUAAUUCCAAGACUACUGUUCAUAAUGUAGAGGUAAAAGAGGAUGACAGCCAAAUUAUGAGAACAUUGCAAAAGUUGCAACUUCAACAAGCAGAACAUCAGGCUAACAUGGAAAGUAUAAUGCAGAAGUUCACUCAAACACUAUCUAGUGGGGGUUCACAGGUUGGACGUCAUAGACAAAACUACGGAAACCCCAACUUUUGUUGGUAUCACAAUUCUGAUUCGCACACUAUCAGUCGCUGUAACACAUUUCAUAAUUUGGAACCCUCAACCAAGAUGGAGGUUUUACGGAAGAACCAUGUCUGUUUUCACUGUUUGGCAAUGGGACACAGUUCUAAGGAUUGUCAGGAAAAACGCAGUUGCUACAUGAAGUUAGGAAAUGGUAAUGUUUGUGGUAAGCCACAUCAUCCGAGACUUCACUAUUUGCUUUAUCAAAAUGAUAUUAAUAUUCACACCAACAAGUCAGAUGGUUGUACUUUGCUGAUGAUUGGUCAAGUUAACUGUAAAGAUGACUCAUUAGUAACUCUUUUUGAUCCCGGCAGUACAAGUAGCUUGGUGACUCACCGCAAAGCACGGGACUUAGGAUUAUGUGGCACACCAUAUAACAUCACUAUGACAACAGUUGGAAAUGUAAGUGAUACUGUACUCACUAAAAUGUAUAAAAUGCCUCUUGUAGAUGAGACAGGUAAACAAUAUUUAAUACAAUGUGUAGGAAUGGAUGAAAUCACUUCAGAAGUUAAUCCAGUCCCUAUGGACAUAAUUCUUCCUCAGUUAGGAGUUUCUCAGUCAAUGCAUAUCUUCCGUCCUCAUGGGAGAGUUGAUCUUUUGAUUGGUGCUGACAAUUGUAACAUCAUUCCUACAACUGUUAAAACUGUAGGGAAAUUGCAACUCAUGAAAGGCCCCUUCGGCUAUUGUGUCAGAGGAUCGCACCCAGAACUCAAAGAUGAAUAUACAGAGCACUAUGUGGCUCAAGUAAACCACAUGUCCUUAACAUCUAACACUUUUGAAAUUCAAGGGGAGAUCUGUAAAACUUUUAAGGAGGAUAUAGAUAAUUUGUUUACUAUGGAUCACCUAGGCACAAAUUGUAGACCCAAAUGUAACAAUUGCAUUAACUGUAAAGACUGCAAUAGAGAGACACACAUAACUGUAAAAGAAGAAGAAGAAAUGAAAUUGAUUCUCAGUGGACUUGAAUAUCAGGAGAAAGAGAAGACCUGGACUGUACAUUACCCUUGGAUUAAAGAUCCACAUUAUUUGCCGAAUAAUUUUGGGGUAGCACUAAUGAAACUGAAAGGUACUGAAAAGCGAUUGAAGAAGUUGGGCAGUAGGUCAACAGAAAAUUACAAGGUACAAAUUGAUGACAUGUUAAAGAGAGGUGUUGCUAGGAAACUAAAUAGGGAGGAGUUAAAUUGGCACAAAGGUCCAAUACACUAUUUGUCUCAUCAUGAGGUGUUGAAACAAAGUUCAGCUUCCACUCCUACUCGCAUCGUAUUUAAUGCUUCUGCCUCAUAUAAUGGUCAUGUGCUGAAUAAUUAUUGGGCUAAGGGUCCCAAUGUAAUGAACAGUCUUUUUGGUCUUUUACUUAGAUUCAGAGAAGGUUCCAUAGCAUUUGUUGGAGAUAUAGCCAAGAUGUUUAAUAGCAUCAGAUUAUCUGAAUUUGACAGUCACGUACACAGGUUUCUUUGGCGAGACUUUGAGGAUCGGGCCCCAGACCACUAUGCCCUCACAGCAGUUCCCUUUGGAGACAUUUGUAGUCCAGCUAUUGCUAUACUUGCUAUGAGACAAACAGCUGAGAAAUGCAAGGAGGAAUUCCCUGAAGCAGCCAACGUAAUUAUACAAGAUAGUUACAUGGAUGAUAUCAUACAUAGCAUGAAUGAUACAGAGAAGGCUAGUCAAAUCAUAAAGGAUGUUGAGCUUAUUCUGAACCGUGGAAACUUUCACAUGAAGGAGUGGAUCAUAAGUGGGAAGACCCAAGUUGGAAAUGAUGUAGACUUGUCAGGUAUACCAGGAGGAAAGGUUCUGGGAUUAGUAUGGAACCCUGUAGAAGAUGAAAUAAGUUUCAAGAUGAAAAUGAAAAGUACGUGUAAACAGACUUGCAGUGUUGAAGUUAAGAGUAAUUCUGAUGAACCACAAAAUCCACUAACUAAAAGAAAGGCUCUUAGUUACAUAGCAACAAUAUUUGAUCCAAUGGGGUUUGUUGCACCAGUGACUUUACGUGGUAAACUGUUGAUGAGACAAAUCAUUGAGUACAUUGAUGAGAAUGGACAGAAAUUAGACUGGGAUGAUCCUUUACCUGAGGAAAUUAUAGGGAAAUGGUACAAAUUCUGUCAUGAUAUGCAUGAAUUGGGAACUAUCAAAUUGCCUAGAUGCAUUUGUAAUGCUGAAUUAGUGGAACCAACCCUGAUACUGUUUAAUGAUGCGAGCACCCUAGCAUAUUCUGCGUGUGCUUAUGCACGUUGGCGUGUUGGGAAAGAUAAGUAUCAAUCAAAGCUACUUGCAGCCAAAAGCAGACUCGCACCAAUUAAGACACAGACUAUUCCCAGACUUGAGUUGUCCAGUGCAGUUCUUAGUGUUCGCCUCCGCAAUACAAUAAUGAAUGAAACUAACAUCAGAUUUGAUCAUGUUCACCACCUUACUGACUCUGAGAUUGUGCUUUCACAAAUAACAAAGCACAAUAUUAAGGCUGGAACUUAUGUUGCAAAUAGAAUUGUAGAAAUAAAAGAAAGCUCCUUGAGUAAUGAAUGGCACUGGAUCUCGACUGAAGUAAACAUAGCUGACCUAAUGACCCGUUCAAGUAAUUUUGUUGAUAUGGGUCCAACGUCAUGCUGGCAGUGUGGACCCACUUUCUUAGAAUUACCAAUUUCUCAAUGGCCCAUGAAGUCAAUCUCUCCAACACCAGAGAUGAAGUCCAUCAUUAACACAGCUGAAGUAAACAACUGGCAUAUUAAUAACUGCAAUAUGUUUGACAUUGACAGAUUUAAUUCAUACCGCAAAAUUAUAGGAGUCACUGCAAGAGUUUUGAAUGCCCUUCAUGCGCGUUCUUUCAAGGGAAUCCUGGCAUCACCAACAGUAGAUCAGCUUAAACAAGCAGAAAUAUUAUGGAUCAAAAGAGCCCAGAUUUCUUUAACAAAAAACUGGGAAACAAGGUUCAAGCGGUUAGGUCCAUUUUGUAAGGAUGGAAUAAUAUAUGUAGGAUCAAGAAUUGCUGCAUGGAUGAAGAAUAAUUACAACAAUGAAGCUUUCAUUCUACUUCCCACUAAACACAAACUCACAGAGGUGUGCAUUAAGGAUAUUCAUGAUAAAGAUCAUGGAGGGAUUGAAUCUACUCUAUGUAAGCUACAGGCUAAAUUUUGGAUUCCUCAAGCUAGAAAGUUAAUCAAAUCAGUUAAAUUUCGCUGUGUGACAUGCAGACGUUUAGAAAAACAAGUGAUUGGACAAAGCAUGGGACCAGUACCAGAAGAAAGGUUGAAACCUUCACCUCCCUUUUACCAUUCUGCUCUUGAUCUAUUUGGCCCAUUAAUGAUUAAGGAUACAGUCAAAGGAAGAUGUAAAAAAAAGGUGUAUGGCGUUGUAGUAAAUUGUCUCAGCACAAGAGCAGCAUAUGUUGACUUAGUAGAAGGGUAUGAUGCUGACAGUCUCAUCACUACUCUUCGUAGGUUUACAGCCAUCAGAGGCUUCCCUCACUCAAUGUAUUCAGACCAUGGUUCACAACUCAAAUUGGCAAGUAAAGAAGUUUGUUUCUUGACUCAAGACCAGGAAAAAUUAUCACAAUUUAGCCGAGAAGGUGGUAUGGAGUGGAAAUUUACAAAAUCUGCUGAUGCUCCAUGGGAGAAUGGGUGCUCAGAAGCUAUGGUAAAGUUGGUCAAGAGAGUUAUGACCAGAGUAAUAGGUGACAGUACAUUGACAUUUGGUGAAUUACAAUCAGCAAUGUUUGAGAUUGCAAAUAUGUUGAACGAGAGACCAAUAGGUAUGAAAAAUGGUUCAGACUGUACUAAGGGAUCUUAUCUUUGUCCAAAUGAUCUAAUACUAGGGCGAGCAAGUGUACACACACCAGAAGGUGUAUUUGACAGCAGUACAAACACAAGGACUCGCCAAAGGUUCAUCAAUACAAUUGUAAAAUCCUUCUGGAAGAAAUGGAUGAUGCAUUAUUUUUCAACAUUAAUUGUACAACAAAAAUGGCAUUGUGAGAAAAGAAAUCUCAGAGUGGGAGAUAUUGUUUUGGUACAGGACAGUAAUAAUUUGAAAGGACAUUGGAAACUUGCUGAAGUGUGUCAAGUUUUACCUAGUUCUGAUGGUAAGGUCAGAGAUGUACAAAUUAGAUAUAAGUUGCAAAGCGGAAAUAGCAUGUAUGAGGGUCAUCAAGAUAUAAAGGUUAACAGAUCUGUUCACAAACUUGUGUUGAUACUUCCAAUCGAAGAACAAUAAAUUUAUUUCUUUUUCUUGUGGUUGGGGAGUGUAACAUGAUUAUGCUCAUGUUAAGUUUAAGUUUAUUUUACGUUCGUGCUACCCGUCAGUUGUAUGGUUCCAAUAUUAUUUGUUUUAUUUCUCUUAAUAUACUUCUUAUUGUAUGCUGAACGAGUUUAC
This is a messenger RNA of Portunus trituberculatus (swimming crab), 5969 nucleotides long. RefSeq lists its product as uncharacterized. Gene Ontology annotation, molecular function: nucleic acid binding; zinc ion binding. The record is from RefSeq and is a predicted model, not a curated record. The coding region runs from base 489 to 5810 and encodes 1773 amino acids. The transcript has 2 exons. Gene Ontology annotation, biological process: DNA integration. Lineage: Eukaryota; Metazoa; Arthropoda; Malacostraca; Decapoda; Portunidae.